This is a messenger RNA of Pleurotus ostreatus (oyster mushroom), 780 nucleotides long. RefSeq lists its product as uncharacterized. Gene Ontology annotation, cellular component: nucleus. The transcript has a single exon. The record is from RefSeq and is a predicted model, not a curated record. NCBI's taxonomy places the organism in Eukaryota, Fungi, Basidiomycota, Agaricomycetes, Agaricales, Pleurotaceae. Gene Ontology annotation, molecular function: RNA polymerase II cis-regulatory region sequence-specific DNA binding; protein dimerization activity; DNA-binding transcription factor activity, RNA polymerase II-specific. The coding region runs from base 1 to 780 and encodes 259 amino acids. Gene Ontology annotation, biological process: regulation of transcription by RNA polymerase II.
AUGUCCAGCACAGAUUCCCCUCUCCAACCACCAGCACCCUUUCCUGAUUUCGAAUUCACGUUCGAUCCAGCAAUGUCCAACGUUUUCCCAAAUCCCCCACCGUUGCCCUCGUCUGCCGAUUUGUUUUCCCCCUCUGAAACCACAGACCUGCUCGGCUUCCUCGAUGGCUUCAAUUGGGACAUCGAGAACGACGACGCCUCCUCAGCGUACCCAAAUCAUCGUCUGCCGAAUCCCCCAGCACCGUACACGAACCCACAUCUCCAUACUUCGCCAAAUCCCUCGGCCGCUGGCGUCAGAAUAUCAUCGCGCUCGGCCUCGUCCAAUUUGAGCCGCUUGGGACCUAUCGAUGAUCAACAUAAACUUGGGGCGGCUCAGAGUGCCGUGUCAGAUACAUCAUCCACUUCGUCCAACACCGCAGGCCCCAGCCACCAGAGAUCUACCUCUGCGUCGUCAGCAGCAGCACGCGCGAAGCCUUUACUUUCAACACCGCAGAAACGAUUAAACCAUAUUAUGUCAGAACAGAAACGACGCAACGCCAUCCGCGACGGCUACGCGCAGCUCAUCGCCCUCCUUUCACCCGCUGGGUCAGCGCACGGCAUUGGUAUGCCUACGAGAGGCCGUCCGAAAGGCAGUGGCAGCCGCGGGAAAGGUCGCAGCAAAGGGAAGAGUGGCGUGCUUUUCCGCGCCGUUGAAUACUGCCGAUUCCUCGAGGAGGGGCGAGACGCGCUUCGAGAAGAGGUCCGGCGGGUUGAGGCUGCUGCUGGCAUCAAUCAACAAUGA